Messenger RNA from Dentiscutata erythropus, 633 nucleotides. Lineage: Eukaryota; Fungi; Glomeromycota; Glomeromycetes; Diversisporales; Gigasporaceae. The record is from the annotation of a GenBank genome assembly.
AUGGAAAUUUCAAAAGAUUAUCGAAAUGAACGGCUUGAAACUUCAAUUCGUGAAGAAAAUAUUCCCACAAUAGAAUUUAGUGAAUUUUCAAACCAAGAAACCAUCGGGGAAGGUAGUUUUGGUCUCGUGGUAAAAGCACAAUGGAAAGAACGUGGAUUUGCGAUCGUUUUAAAAAGCAUGAAGGUGAAUGAGAUCCUUGAUGCAAGAGCUACUCGAAUGUUUAUUAGAGAACUUAAAGUUUUGCGAGAUGUUAGUCCUCAUUCUAAUGUCAUAAAAUUUUACGGAAUAACUCGUGUUAAAACUUUAGCUCUACUUUUUCAAAAUUUUAAAAAUACUCAAGCAAAUGGUCAUGUUAAUGUUCCUAACUCUCCAACCUCUCCAACACGUCGUGAACGUCCUAUUCAAAAUAAUCUAAAAUCUUCCGUUUCCGAAAAGGACAAUACUCAACUCGUUUCGUUACCAUCAAAUUCUAAUAGUAAAUUAGACAAUGAUCAAAUCAAGACUAAUAGGAAUAGUAUACAACUUAUGAAUAUAAAUUUCUCUCAUUUUAGCCAAUGUUUAGAUGAUAGUUUGGCUAGCUUAAAUACCUUUGAAUCAAGUGGCUUAGAUUAUAUUUAUGAGACUUCAGAUAAU